Messenger RNA from Scatophagus argus, 4797 nucleotides. RefSeq names its product nuclear receptor ROR-alpha A-like. The record is from RefSeq and is a predicted model, not a curated record. Gene Ontology annotation, molecular function: nuclear receptor activity; zinc ion binding; RNA polymerase II cis-regulatory region sequence-specific DNA binding. NCBI's taxonomy places the organism in Eukaryota, Metazoa, Chordata, Actinopteri, Scatophagidae. Gene Ontology annotation, biological process: regulation of transcription by RNA polymerase II. The transcript has 11 exons. The coding region runs from base 107 to 1570 and encodes 487 amino acids. Gene Ontology annotation, cellular component: nucleus.
CGUGGAUCCUCGCGUGGUGCAGAGCGCAGGAGGAUGACAGAGCUGAGAGCGAGCUGCUGCUGGUCGCACGCUGCUGCUGCUCCCUCCAUGAGUCGGGAUUAUAAAGAUGUAUUUUGUGAUUUCUGCCAUGAAAGCUCAGAUUGAAAUCAUUCCCUGUAAGAUCUGCGGAGACAAAUCGUCAGGGAUCCACUACGGCGUGAUCACCUGUGAGGGCUGUAAGGGUUUCUUCAGGCGGAGUCAGCAGAGUAACGCCGCCUACUCGUGUCCCCGCCAGAAAAACUGUCUGAUCGACCGAACGAGCCGCAACCGCUGCCAGCACUGCCGUCUGCAGAAAUGUCUGGCUGUGGGCAUGUCCCGGGACGCCGUGAAGUUUGGUCGCAUGUCCAAGAAGCAGCGGGACAGUUUGUACGCUGAGGUGCAGAAACACCGGCUGCAGCAGGAGCAGCAGCAGCAGCAGGGUCCCCUCGUCCUGUCCCACUGCGGCCUCGGCAGCCCGAGUCCAGGCAAAGCUGAGCCGCUGUCCCCUCACUACUGCCCCCCCUCCUCCACGGGCCUGACGGAGCUGCCAGACGAGCUGGGAGGCUAUGUGGAACAAAACUCGCCUGAAGGAGGAUCAGCGCCAUCCAAGGCAGACUCUGGAGGAGGAGACGGUGGCUUCUACCUGGACUUCCAGCCAUCCCCGGACCAGUCAGGGCUUGAUAUUAACGGCGUCAAACCGGAGCCGCUGUGUGACUACGGAUCCAGUAACGACUUCUUCCCAUACUGCUCCUUCAGCAACGGAGACGCGUCACCCGCCGUGUCCAUGGCUGAGCUCGAUCACCAGGCUCAGAUCAUCUCAAAGUCUCACCUGGAGACGUGUCAGUACCUGCGGGAGGAGCUGCAGCAGAUGAGCUGGGAGAACUUCGUGCAGGACGAGGUGGAGAACUACCAGAGGAAGCCGCGGGAGGUGAUGUGGCAGCUCUGCGCCGUAAAGAUCACCGAGGCCAUACAGUACGUGGUGGAGUUUGCCAAACGCAUCGACGGCUUCAUGGAUCUCUGUCAGAAUGAUCAGAUUGUGCUGCUGAAAGCUGGCUCUCUUGAGGUCGUCUUCGUCCGAAUGUGUCGGAUGUUUGACUCUCAGAACAAUGCCGUCUACUUCGACGGGAAAUUCGCGGGUCCUGACGUCUUCAGAGCAUUAGGCUGUGAUGACUUGAUCGCGUCCGUGUUCGACUUUGCUAAAAGCAUGUGUUCGCUGCAUCUGUCAGAGGACGAGCUCGCUCUGUUCUCAGCGUUUGUUCUGCUGUCUGCAGACCGGUCAUGGCUGCAGGAGAAGUUGCAGGUGGAGAAGCUGCAACAGAAGACUCAGCUUGCUCUGCAACAUGUCCUGCAGAAGAACCAGAGAGAGGACGAACUGCUAAACAAGCUCAGAUGUAAGGUGUCAGCGUUGCGUUCACUGUGCAGCAGACACACAGAGAAGCUGUCCGCCUUCAGAGCCGUUUACCCUGACAUCGUUGGGACACGUUUCCCUCCUCUUUAUAAGGAACUGUUUGGUGCCGACCUCGAACUGACUUUGCAGACUGACGACGACUAAACGUUGACCACACUGCCAGAGUCGGACGGAUGGAGCCCUGGUUUCUUUGACCAUGAAGGACCAGACGAUUACUACAGCUGAGGAUACAAAUUUUCCCCCAGGGAUCAAAAAAGUAUUUCUGAUUCCACAAAAAUGGAGCUAUUUGAACUCCUUCUUCACAUCCUCCUCCUCUCAUGGCUCUGCGUUUGGAUGCACUGAGGAAGCAGGUGGUUUCUUUCCGCUUGCAUUAACACGUUUUGUAUCCAGGAUUGUGGCUCUCAUUCAGAUUCCACUCUGAUUUCAAAAGACACCUUCAGUAUUCACACUGAAACCUCAGUUUGUCAAGACGUUCUUCUUCUAACAGUUAAAUCGCAUCUGUAGUUAAGCAGGAACCGAGAAGCAGCACAGCAGAACUCAUUUCUGCAUCCUCGAGAACCUGGUUUGGUGACGUAGUGACCUUCAACAGGCAGGCAGGGAACUGCUGUGGCAACCAGCCGGCAACAUGAAGCUGCUGCAGCCACCCAAAGAAGCUCACGAGGUGGUUUUCCAAAAGCAGAGCAGGGUUUUAUAAAACUGGAAUGUGCAACAAGCUAAUAUGGUCCAUGUGACACUAAUUAGUUCAGUUUUACAUAUGAAAAGUGAAAACAGAAUAUUGAAAAACUUGAAUUUAAUUUUCUGAAAUUGGAUUUUUCAUUGGUCACAUGAAUGUAUAACUAAGGAAAACCUCUCAGAUUUUCUAUGGAUCCAUUUUCCAUUUUGCCAUCCAUCCAAUGUCCUACAAAUGGAAAAUUAGCAAAGAAAAAUCUUAAUUAUGCACUGAUGAAUGAAAGCACAAUUGUAGAAAACUGAAUGCAAUUUUCCAGUUGACCAUUUCUCAUUUUUCCAAAGGAAAACUGAACUGAUGAGAGUUUCGCAGACCUGAUGUGAUAGUUUCAAAUGUUGGCCCUCAUAAGGAAGUUUACACUUAUUGGUUAAGUUAUUGAUGUGACAAAGUCCUGACAGUGAACGCCUCAUUUUUGUUUUUGUUUUUUCAUAAAAAUGCACAUUUUAACCCUUUGAUUCUGUGUAUGUUCUUAUGGCUGCAUCAGGCAGCCUUACUGUGUGGAGUUUUGGCCUGCUCACAUUUUUGUCUUGAAAUGUUUGGACUGCAGAAUCAGAAUCAGAAAGACUUUAUUGCCAUUGUAAGUGAAGAGGUUUCACAUUACUAGGAAUUUGUCUUGGUGAUUGGUGCAUACAUAGAAUGUAACAAGUAACAUAUAAUAGAAGAAUAAAAUAAAAUAAGGUAACACAAAAUAAAAUAAGAUAAGUAAAAUAAAUAUGACUUUCUGGUGGAUUGGAGGCCUGGAAAAUCUAAUCCACUUAUCCAAUCCUUUUAUAUCCUCACUGACUCAAGUUAGGCUUAUUGUUUAAGAUUUGGAAGUAGCCCACCUUCCUGUCAGCUGUACCGAAGAUAUUUUAACACCUCAAAACUUUAACAUUUAAAACAGCUGCUCACUGUUUUCAGUCAAACAAUCUGGCAGAUUUGGUGCACGUCGAGAACCAUUUUCAGAGGUGGAUUAAAAAUGACUGAAAUGGUACAAACUGAAAAAGAUCAUUCUGGUUGAACAGCUCAAACCUCAUGCAUGUUCACAUCUAACUGAUGAGAUGAAGAUCUGUUCAGGAAUAACCAGCUAAAUGAAAGCAAUAUUAGAAAGAGAAUAGAAAUGUCAUUGCUGAGGACCAUAUAGAAACUAUGCAGAUCCGAGUGCAGUGAAGUGAAAGUGUGUUGCACUGCAGUCCGUCAGCGGCCUUCAGAGUGUGUUUCAGGACUACAGACUGCUGGCAGCCUCACUUUUCUCAUGACAUCCUGUUCACCUUCAAACAUCAGCACACUCUUUAAACUGUCAGCUAAUCUGAGAUAAUCAGUAAGAUUAUCAUUAUUAUUAUUGUUAUAUGCUUUUUCCACCAGCUGCAGUCUCAAGGUCCAAAGCCCAAUAAAAAUCUGAUUUCUGGCAAAUGAUGAACUUUAGCCAUAACUAAAUGUCAAGCAAUAAUGUCUUUUUAUUUGUGUUUAUUGUGUAUAGUUUGAAAAUAUAGCAUGUAAUGCAGAUUCUAGUUUCUAAGAUUUAAUUUUCCUUUUUAAUAUUUUGUCACGAGCCGUCAUGUGAUCACAUACGCUGACGAUACACUUUUGUCCCUUCACGCCUCCUGUAUUGGUUUGGCCCUCAUUCUGUAAGUAACUUUAUCAAUAAGUCUGUACAGGCCACAGGAAAAUACUGAUGCCUAAUGAGCGUCCAAGGUUUUAUCUGUCGAUUGAUAUGCAUCAUAAUAUAAAACAUCUGGUUUGGUAUGCACUGCUCUCCUAUAGAUUUAGUUUAGGUACACAGUGAGAGCAUUUUUGUGUUUUAAAUGUGUGUAUGGUGCUCAGUUACCUUUUGUUACGGUUUGUUGAUUUUACCAAUGAUGCCACGUUGUAUGUUUCCCCACAGGGUGAUACGUUUAAAAGGAAAAUUCUGUUUCGUUAACAACCUGACAACAAUCUUGGCUGUCAACUUUGGCUGUCAAACAACAACUUUUUCCCCGGUUCCGUGUCAGACAUGUCUGAUUGCUCACAAGUGCAAGAUGUUAAUUCUAAAUAAAUGUCAUAACUGGAAGUACUGACUGGCAGAGAGAGUUUUGGUAUUAAAGUUUCAGUCCUUUUUUGUUUUGUUUUCAAUUCCAAAUUUUAUUUUUAAUGCCAAAAUUCACUGUUGUUGCCCCAGAAGGACAACAUGUAGGAAAAGUCCUGUGACAAGUGAGACAUAUUUUGGUCAGAUUUGGAUAAAAAACCUUUAUAUUGGAUGUUUCUGUAGCUUGAAACAACAAUACACUUUAAAAAGCCUACUGUCCUAACUUCCUGUUAUGCUAUGCUAACAAUUGCAAACCUCAUGUCACCUUUGAGCCAAUCAGAACAGCCUGAACACUGUAGGUAACGAUUUUACUGAACUUUUCAGAAAUAAGAAACUAUGUUUCAGGUUAUUUGUGGGGGAAAAUUGUUUGGCUUGGCUCCUGCCUGAGUUGUAUAAAAAUGCAAUUUUCCUUACAACUAUCAAAUGUUGUUAUGAUAUUGAAAUAUCAUAGCAGAAAGGUGUUAUCGCCCAGCCUACACCUGCAUCAGUGUGUUGGGUUUGGGCCUGUCGAUUUCUUUGUGUAAACUGGUCAAACAUGAAUUCUUUUGUUAUGAUACAAAGACUGAAAUGUGUUAAAAAUAAAACCAGAAAGAAAGUUUG